This is a messenger RNA of Medicago truncatula (barrel medic), 1767 nucleotides long. RefSeq names its product F-box/kelch-repeat protein At3g23880. The record is from RefSeq and is a predicted model, not a curated record. NCBI's taxonomy places the organism in Eukaryota, Viridiplantae, Streptophyta, Magnoliopsida, Fabales, Fabaceae. The coding region runs from base 197 to 1363 and encodes 388 amino acids. The transcript has 2 exons. Gene Ontology annotation, molecular function: protein binding.
UUUAUCAUCUUCAGUUUAGUGUUUGAAGUACAAAACCCUAAAUUGGGAAACUAGGGAUGUUGAUCUCUGCGAUAAUCAUCCAAACAACUUAGCCUCCAAAAAAUUUCUUCACGUUAGACUGAACCCAUUCCUGAAUUCGCAGCAGCAUUCAACAACGGCACCACGUUAGGGUUCCGUUUGUAUCACCGCCGUUGUCAUGAAUACCCGAUCACGAAUGUCGCUGUCGUCUUCACCAGUCUUUCCCGACGAUAUCAUUGCCGAAAUCCUUUCCUGGCUUACGGUGAAAACUUUGAUGAAGAUGAAAUGUGUGAGUAAAUCAUGGAACACUCUUAUCUCUGAUUCUAAUUUCGUUAAAAUGCAUCUUAAUCGAUCUGCACGACACUCACAAUCCUAUCUAGUAUCCGAACAUCGCGGUGAUUACAAUUUCGUACCUUUCUCUGUUCGUGGUUUGAUGAAUGGCCGUUCAAUCACCCUUCCCAAGGAUCCUUACUAUCAAUUGAUUGAGAAGGACUGUCCUGGAGUUGUUGGUUCCUGCAAUGGAUUGGUCUGCUUGAGUGGUUGUGUUGCGGAUGUUGAGGAGUUUGAAGAGAUGUGGCUCCGUAUCUGGAACCCCGCCACCAGGACAAUAUCAGAUAAGUUGUAUUUUAGUGCUAAUCGUUUGCAAUGUUGGGAGUUUAUGUUUGGUUAUGAUAAUACAACCCAAACUUAUAAGGUUGUGGCGUUAUAUCCGGAUAGUGAAAUGACAACAAAGGUGGGAAUCAUUUGUUUCCGUAAUAAUAUUUGGAGAAAUAUUCAAAGUUUCCCUGCGAGGCUUCUUCAGUUCUCUAUUUGUAGUAAUAGAACGUUGUAUGCUGGUGUACAUUUGAAUUCCACUCUUAAUUGGUUAGGGUUUAUUCAGGACGGUGAUCUUGCUCCUCAACUUGUGAUUAUUUCGCUUGAUCUAGGUACAGAGACAUACACACAAUUUCUGCCACCUCCAAUUUCUCUGGACUUGUCACAUGUUUUACAGAAGGUGUCACAUGCAAAGCCAGGUGUUUCUAUGUUAAUGGAUUCACUUUGUUUCUAUCAUGAUUUGAAUGAAACCGAUUUCGUUAUAUGGAAGAUGACAAAAUUUGGAGAUGAAAAGUCGUGGGCUCAAUUACUUAAAAUUAGCUAUCAUAAGCUUAAGAUGAACUUGAAACCUGGUAUCUCAAUGUUCAAUCUUUAUGUGAAUGGUGAUACACUCGUAUUUGUAGAUGACCAGAAAGAACGGGCAAUUCUCUAUAAUUGGAGAAAUAAUAGAGUAGUGAAAACUAGAGUUAACAAAAAGAUAUGUUGGUUCUCUAUAAACCAUUAUGUCGAAAGCUUGGUUUCAACAAGUUGAAAACUCACAAAGUCAACUUCAAGCAAGUCCAACAUUAUUGAUGGUGCAUGCCAGGAUGGUAGAAUGAAAGAGGCUUAUUGGAGCUACAUUCUCUGAUUCGCAUUAGUUAUGGUAUUUGUUUUAUAUAAGACAUUAAUGGUCCUCUUGAUGUCCUUUAGCUUUUUUCGGAACAUUUGUAGCAACUUAUUGCUUUAAUUAUUAUGUUGUUUUGCAAUAGUACUCCUGCUUGCGUAAAGGCAAAUGAAAAUCUCCAACUCUUUAUGAAUGAGUUGAGUACACUUUUUGAAGGACCAUUUGAUUAUGAUAUCAAUAUUUAUGUAGUUGCGCAAAAUACUUUGAAUGAUAUAGCUGUAAUAUAUGGUUCACUACUACAUCUAAAUUAGAAAUGUACUCCAAUUUUCUUA